Molecule: messenger RNA, 9559 nt
Organism: Paramuricea clavata
Lineage: Eukaryota; Metazoa; Cnidaria; Anthozoa; Malacalcyonacea; Plexauridae
Source: the annotation of a GenBank genome assembly
AUGAGAAGAAGAAAGAGUAGAAAUGUGUGCAUUUUACUGGCCGGUGGAGUUGUUAUCUACAGUUUAUUGAAGUUUAUUACAAGUGGAAGCGGGUAUGAGAAAAGUGAAUUACCGCUGAAUAAAGAUAACAAGUAUCGCUGGCAAUCAUCUAACAGGUUGGUCUUAAGAGGUAGAUCAUCAUGGCUUCAGAAUUUAAGAAUUAAGGCCGAUUUCCAUUCAGUGCAAAAUGUCACGAGAUCAACUUUUUGCGAUCACUUUCUUUUGAAAUGUGUUCAGUCACCUUCAUCCGUUGCAUUUGAUUGCUUGUAUUUCAAAAGAAAGUGAUCGCAAAAUGUCAAUCACGCGACAUUUUGCACUGAACUCCAAAUUCAAAGGGAGUUACAGGCCAACUACAAAAUUGGGGUUACAGGCCAACUACAAAAAUAAUGUAAAGGCAGUGGAACAGUGCGAUUUCUUCUUCUGAUUGAUGUGAACGAGCAGAUGGGUCAUUAAUGUUCUGGGUAUAUGUACUCUCAUCUGAACAUUCCUAAGUUAUCUAUUCGUUCACAUCCAUCAGAAGUGUAAACGGACCUUACCUAAGAGAAGGCCCUUACUGGAUCUCUGAGAAGAAGAGUUAAAGCACAGUUAAGCUGGUUUACACUAUCAAAGUUUCUGUGAUCACAGUAGGAAUUUUGCAAAGGAAAAUUCUAAGUUUUGAAGGAUUUGUAAGAAAUGUUUGAGGGAACUUACUGGGUGUUAUAAAGGAUGGUUUACACUAUCAAAGUUUCUGUGAUCACAGUAGGAAUUUUGCAAAGGUAAAUUCUAAGUUUUGAAGGAUUUGUAAGAAAUGUUUGAGGAAACUUAUUGAGUGUUAUAAAGGAUGGUUUACACUAUCAAAGUUUCUGUGAUCACAGUAGGAAUUUUGCAUUUAGGUAAAUUCUAAGUUUUGAAGGAUUUGUAAGAAAUGUUUGAGGGAACUUACUGAGUGUUAUAAAGGAUGGUUUACACUAUCAAAGUUUCUGUGAUCACAGUAGGAAUUUUGCAUGUGUACAUUCUAAGUUUUGAAUGAUUUGUAAGAAAUGUUUGAGGAAACUUACUGAGUGUUAUAAAGGAUGGUUUACACUAUCAAAGUUUCUGUGAUCACAGUAGGAAUUUUGCAAAGGUAAAUCUAAGUUUUGAAGGAUUUGUAAGAAAUGUCUUAGGAAACUUACUCAGUGUUUAAUUAAAAGUUUAACAUUUCCCUCAAACACUUUAUCAAACCGUCAAAACUUACCGAUGCAAAAUUCCUACUGUGAUCACAGAAACUUUGAUAGUGUAAACCAACCAGAAUUAAGUAAAAAAACAGUCACGAUAGAAAAAUUACAAAACAUUGGACACUCCGAAAACAGUUAACAUUUUUAAUUCGACGUUUCGACUAGCUUGCAGUCAACAACAGGGAUGAUGAUGCCGAAUUAAAAAUCUUACUGUCGAUGCAAUGGAAGUGUUGAUAAAAUAUUGCAUGAAUUCAUUUCCUCAAGUUGAUCAAUUCAUAUGAAUUCAAAUUUCUUUUCACUUCCUGUGCGUUUCCUAUUGGUCAAUCGGUUCUGAAACGAAAUCUAAUUGGCUCAUCUAAAAGUAACAGGAAGUUGAUAUUUUAUCAACACUUCCAUUGCAUCGACAGUAACUGUUUUCGGAGUGUCCAUUGUUUUGUAUCUUUUUAAAUUACUCAAUGGUAACCGUAACACUUCUAGUCAUGAUAGAUAAUUGUCAGUUUCGCUUUCACAUUCAGAGCGAAGUGCAAACCAAGACGAAAUAUUGUGUUUGUGAAGACUCACAAGACUGGAAGUAGUACAGUAACAAACAUACUCCAUCGUCAUGGAGACAAGAAAGACCUCGUGUUCGCUCUACCACGUGACGGUCAAUUCCGAUUGGACUGGCCUUGGAGCAUGCGCAAUGACUCAUUCCACCUCCCCGAGGGAGUCCGACCAAACAUCAUAUGCCAUCAUGGCCGCUACGACCGAGAAACCCUGGCACGGGUCAUGCCACGUGAUACUGUUUACGUCACUAUAUUACGUCAUCCUGUGAAACAAUACGAUUCCACGUUCAACUACAUGGGUUUCAAAAAGUUACUGGCCAUUCAAGACAAGGGUAAUCCAUUGGAAAAAUUCUUGGAAAACCCUGAAAAAUUUCUAGUAAAUUAUCUACUUCGUGAAGAUCUGCGUGUCAACAGUGAUAGGCUAAAGUUAAUACGAAAUGGCAUGGCAUUCGACCUUGGCUUAAACUCGUCUAACUUUGAUAAUAGCGUUGAAAUAGAAAGUUUCCUAGAAAAUCUUAAAAGAGAAUUUGAUCUAGUGCUUCUUGCCGAGUUUUUUGACGAAUCUUUGGUGUUGUUAAAGGAUUUGUUAUGCUGGCCGUUAGAGGAUGUUACUUAUUUCAAGCUGAACGUAAGAAAACUCCAGGAAAAUACGACUCAUUUUUCCGUGAAAACCAUCAAUAAUAUGCAACGGUGGAAUAACGUCGAUUUUUUAAUCUAUCGUCAAUUUCGCGACAUUUUGAAGGAAAAAAUCGCGGAAAAAACGCGCUCGAAAGACGGCGCCCGUUUUCAGACAGAAAUAAAGAAGUUGCGCGCAGAAAAUGCGCGCAUGCGCGAAUUGUGUUUAAGAAAUGUUACAAAAACUGUAACACUACAAUACGGGGUUGUUGUCAACAAAAUGGAGCUUAAUAAGGGAUUGGACCCGAGGACUAGGGCAAAGUGUGACGACAUGAGACGUAAUGAAGUGGAUUACAUAAAGUAUUUGAGAGACAAGCAGUCGAGUUUUGUUAGGACGAUGUUUCUGAAUAGGGCAAAAGAUGCUGUGAUUGGUCUAUUAAGAAUGCUUUUGGGAUUUUUACAGUAAAACCUCUUUCUUUGGUUAGAAGAUAUUUCAGUUUAUUUGAUAUGCAAAUAAGAUGACGACGCCCACAGGACUCCACUAGAGAGUUUGGCAAAUACAACGGCAACGAGAACGUGAUCAUCAAAAAUAGCAUCUUUACUCUAAGACAAAGGCGACUAUAAUUUGCAUUCCUUGAGCAUUCUAGUCGUUCAAACUGUUGCGUUAUUCAUCAUUCUCACGGCUCAUGACCACGCUAACAGAGUAAAACGUUCAAGUCGUUUGCGGUGUUUUAUGUGAAUUCACUUACUAUUUGUACUUCAGGGAAUUUCAGGGUUGUUUGAAAGAAAGACAAGUGCUUUUAGAAGUUUAGUAAUGUAUGUUUUAGCUCAAAUACAAAAGUAUCAGUAAUUUUGUUUUCUGCCAUCGCUUUUGUUGGUUGCCAUACUCACCAAUAAAGACUACAUGACGGUGAAGGACCAGAUUAAUGAAUAAACGUUGACUAACAUAGAUAAUGGGUUAUAUUGUUAUUCUAAUGAGUUUCCAAAUUUCCAAAUUUCUAUUAAAACCCAAACUGGGCCUUCCAGAAUAACUGUUGCUACGUGAUCGAACUAUACCCUGCGUAUACAUGCAAGAUCCCAUGCUUUUAGAAUCAUAAUACAUAAUUAUAAAUAGUUUGUUUGUUAGUAGCAUCAGCUUCUAAAAGAAACUAUUUAUAACUAUGUAUCAUGUUCUAAAAGCAUGAGACCUUGCAUGUGUAUGCAAGGGUAUAGUUCGAUCACGUAGCAACAGUUAUUCUGGAAGGCUCAGUUUGUGGCUUAUCCCAACCCAACCCAACCUGUCAACAUUCCCUGUGGAAGGAAACCAGGAUACCUGAGAAAAAUACACGACUUUCGGUCAGUUGUGUUGACGAAUUCAUUUCACAUGCGUAUCACGUGUUCGCAGCAAGAAUCGAAAAAAAAAAAAGAAAAAUGUAAAAAAUUGCCACUCGAGAAUGGCCCAUUUGCAUUAUAGACUAACUUUUUAUCUAGACAAAAAUUUCAUCACAGCUUGAAAGAGCAUCACAAAAUUGGUAAUAUUCCAAAGUUUCGUUGCGAAAUGUUGUAAAAUGCGGAUAAUAGAGCCUUGCGAAAUUUGCAAUUUUCACUCAUUUUGUAUUACGCACGGAAAAUUGACAGUCCAAUCGGGUGUAGGGGCAUCAAUUUCCCGUUUGUAAUAAUUCAAAAUGACUGAAAAGUGCAAAUUUCGCAAGGCUAUAUUAUCCGCAUUUUACAACAUUUCGCAACGAAACUUUGGAAUAUUACUAAUUUUGUGAUGCUCUUUCAAGCUGUGAUGAAAUUUUUGUCUAGAUCAAAAUUUAGUCUAUAAUGCAAAUGGUCCAUUCCAUCCACUAAACCCUUUUAUACAAUUAAUUACAUCGAGUGUAGAUACCUAAAAUCGUGAUAUUUACCAAUACACCUUACAUUGGCAUAAUCUUAGUAAAUAUAUAUACAUGAUGAACUUACGGUUAGAGCUCAACAACUGUGGCCUCAGUUGGUUAGAGCACUGCGCCAGAAUGCCAAGGCUGCAGGUUCGAAUCCUGCCAGAGGACCUAUAGUCACAACUGGUUAAGGUGGAGUAAUACGAACAACAAAAUUGCUGCAACUUGCAACAAAAUAUGAUUUCAACGCAUGUUAAUUGAAAUGUUUACACAUAAAUUACAAAUCACGAGGCAACACAUGUCAACAUUUCUACUUAACAUGCGUUGAAAUCAGAUUUUGUUGCAAGUUGCAGCAAUUUUGUUGCUCGUAUUACUCCAGCUUUAGACCUAAUAAAUGUAUAAAAAUUCACAUGCAUGGUCGAAAUUUCCAUCUAUACUAAACCCUACAAUUAGUUCUAUCAAGUGUAUAGAUGCUCAAAAUGCUGAUAUUUCCCCCCAAAGGUGACCAAUAUAAGUUCAAUUAUACUAUUAACACAUUCUUGACAAGUUUUUUUUUAUCCGACUUUCAUCUAGCCGCGUGCAACUUUUUCCCACUAUUAUAUUCAAUAUGCAAGAGGAGCAGCAAAAUUGCACAAAUACCAGUGAGUGUUUUGACUCAAAAAUUUGAGGACGAUUAUUCACCCACUGUGACCAAAAUCUUGAGUACCAAUUAUACUCAAAUUGACGAGCAAAUUUACGCAAUUUUUUUAGUGCAGUAAACAUUACCAAAAAUUAGAGAAAAUUUGAAACUUUAUUCAAAGGUGUAACGAAUACAUUUGCUCAAUAUUUUUAUUCCCGGAUUAUUUUGCUCCGGAAAUUUUGAGACAUCCCACUCGACUGAACUAAUGACGUUGAACUAGAUGAAGUGUAAAUUUUAUACCGAUGUAUUUAGACCCGAUCUUGAACGGUUUUUGCAAGUGUAUAUAGGUAGUGCCAUUAAGAAAGCUUCAGAUUGAUAUAUAGGUAUGCAAACUAACUUCCCGAGGAAGGGACUACCAAUAGACCUUUCCCCUUAUGAGUGAAAUUUUGAUCUAGAUAUGCCUGGACAAAAAUUUCAUCACAGCUUGAAAGAGCAUCACAAAAUUAGUAAUAUUCCCAAGUUUCGUUGCGAAAUGUUGUAAAAUGCGGAUAAUAUAGCCUUGGGAAGUUUGCCGUUUUUCAGUCAUUUUGCAUCACGCACGGGAAAUUUAUAAUCAGUUUGAUCAUCUGAUUAUCAAUUUCCAUUUGUAAUACAAAAUGACUGAAAAACGGCAAACUUCGCAUGGCUAUAUUGUCCGCAUUUUACAACAUUUCGCAACGAAACUUCGGAAUAUUACUAAUUUUGCGAUACUCUUUCAAGCUAUGAUGAAAUUUUUGUCCAGACUUGUCUAGAUGAAAAUUUCACUGAAAAGGGGAAAGGUCUAUUCUGUCGGCGAUUUUUCUUCUCCUGGCAAAUGUGAUUGAAUGAAUGACAUGUGACAAAGACUUAUGCCCGAAUUCUAAAAGCUCACUCACACUCAAAGAGUGCAUGGAGGUUCAAUCUGAGCUUCUCUUGAGUGUCAAUGCUGUUUUUGAAUAGCUGGAGGGCGAGUAGUCACAUAGGAAGGUACGACACUAACCCUCCAGCUAUUCAAAAACAGCAUUGACACUCAAGGGAAGCUCAGAUUGAACCUUCACUCAUUGAGUGUGAGUGAGUGAGCUUUUAGAACACAGGCGUUAGAAUUGUUUAGAAAAGCGACUGUAUACUUUUGUGUGCAAGUUCACUCAUUUGCAUCCGUCAGAAAUACAAAAUCGCCGACAAAAUUGCUAAUGUGAACCACUGGCUUCACACUUAACCACGAGCAGCUUCGAAAAAAGGAACUAUAGGCUCUGAAUGUUUUUAGUCAGGUUUUCUCACUUAAUUUCCUUAGCAAAUAGUGACUAUAAACAAUUAUGAAAGAAUCACAAAGGGUCUAAUAACAGCUCCAUAGCAAAACCAACUUGUUUUUUUAUCGCGUCCUCAACGUACAAAGACAAUCGGAAAUAAUUGGGUAAGCUUUAGCCCGCCCAUAUCGAUGUUAGCGUCACCGGUCCAAAUAUAUUUAAAUGGUGCUCGCUCAUUAUGAUCAACUGAGUAUUGAAAGAACGUUAUAGUUAAUAAGAAGCUUCCAUGUUUAAUAAGGAAUAAACAACGUCGUCAAAAGGAGAUCACGCCAUAUUAAAGUCAGAUAACAAGCGCGAACUUCUGAAGUUUCGAAGCUUUACUGAAGUCACAGAAAUUCACAUUUUCUUAGACAUCGCAGGAGUUCUAAAUUGAAGAAUAUACUUCACGGAAUACAGUACGAAGACCAAGAAUGCUCGAAGGAUUGGUCGCUGAUACGUUUUGGAUAAGGGAGAAGUCUGGCAUUUUAGUUAAAAAGGUACGUGUAUUGAAAACUCAUAUUCAAGCUUUCCUAUUGUUAUAUACGCUGCAUGUUGAUUGCCAUUGGUAAGUUUUGGAUAAUUUUAAGAAUAUCAAUUUUGAAGUACGUUUGGGUCCAGUGCCAGUGGAGGUAUAGUAUUCUUCAAUGUGAAGAAAACGCAAAUGGUUAAAACGUCCAAUGGUUUGAAAUGGUAAUAAUAUAUAAGACGUUAGUCGUUCAAAGUUUAAGUUAUGCCAGGACAUAUAAAUUGUCUUAUUUUAUUAAUUACUAGAUUAUAUAAUAACAUCCGUCCAUAUAAUUUGCAUUGCCAUGGGGUAAAAAAUCAUUUUCGAUCCAUCUAUAGUGAAUUACUACCUGCUGUGAGUCCAAUUUUAGUUACUUGCAAAAAUGUCAAAAAUGUGAACAAAUCAGUGCUAAUUACAGUAAUCUGUUACCCGUUGGAAAAGCUUCAGUAUAUUUGAUGCUGUUAAUUAUGAUGAACAGUUAAAAUUACAAAACUUUACAUAAUGAAAUGUAUAUUUGCGCAGGAAACAUCUUUGCAAAAAUAAAUUUUAUUAAUUAAUUAAUUAAAGCUAGAUUUCAUACAGUUGUGAUUCUUUCAAACUAAUCAGCUUUCAAACAACUUGGCCAAAUAACUAGACAUAUACAGUAGACAAAUAUACGAAUUCUGCAAAAUCUUCUUCCCAAUGUGCUGGGUAUAACCCAUUGAGUUGCAAUGCGCCCCAAUGCUCCUUACUUCAUUAUUUUACUCUGUCUAACGCCGGACAAUUUGUAUAUGUAGUAGGAUGGUUUCUAGUGCAAUUCAGUUGGAUAAAACAUGCACGAGUGAGUUUUUCAAAGAGCAUCAAAAUAGCACGAGUCCGAAGGACGAGUGCUAUUUGAGGUCUUUGAAAAACUCACGAGUGCUUGUUUUACUCCAAAUUUCACGAGAAACCAUCCUAAUUACGAAGUAAUAAUAUACAUAAAAAUGUUCGAGAAUUGAUACAGCGCACCGACAACUGACAACGUUUUCGUUUUUCAACUUUGCCCUUUGUUAUCGUGUCACAUUUUAAAACGCUAACGGCUUAAAAAUUCAGCUAUGUAAGUUUUGUUAGGCUUGUUUAAGGUAAAGUCUUUUCCGUUUUGAAAAAAAGAUAAAAGCCAUAUUUUCCACCCGAUCUCAACAGUUUUACUUAUUUUGUUUUGAACUAAUCUGUGACCGUUACUUGAAGACUGCUUUAAGCUGAUUGGUUUUAGAUCUCAUUCUUUUUCCACCAAAAAGAUCAGUUUGUUGCAGAUUUUUGCACUGCUGUUACAGAAUUUUGCACUGCUGUUUGAGAUUAACUGCACUGAAAUCAACCAAUCACAGUCGCAUGAUGAGUAAUACUUUCAUGUAUAUUAUUUUUCUCGUAAAAGGAGAGCACUGCCACUCAAUGAGUAACGAACCCAAGUAAUACGCAUACAGGGAAUAUUCAAAUACAUUAAAACUUUUACCAUAAAAUUUCCGUGCAAAAUUUGCAAAAAUUUUAUUUCAUACCACAUAAAAAACGCGAAAGUAUGCACAAGUCGUAACUAACACAAAAAGAAUUAUUGAAAGACUGUGACCAAUAUGUUCUUUCAUUUUGAAACAAACAGUAUAUAGUUCAAAUUAACGUAUUUCCUCGCUAAGGAGCUCUCAUGAAUCAGCGACUUUCACUACGAAAGGGUUCUCUGAAUUUUUAGUUUGAUAGAAAACAAAGUCUGCUUCAAAGCGAAUUGGCUGGGAAAAUUGACUUGAAAGUUUCGUUCAUGGCAAUUAUCAAAUAUAAUCACAUUUAAUUUCAUAAUUGCUGGGAAGAAAUUAAUAUAGUUUCAUAUACUCAAUAACGGAAUGAAAAAUAUGCUCUAAUUAUUGUAAUUGGCCAAUUGGGCCAUUCUCAAGUUGGCAAAGAGAAUGGAAGGUUUAUUACACUCAGCUGCCAAUGGCUCAGCGGUGGUAACAUUUUUGAACACUUGCUAUCAGUGCAAUAUAUGGAUUGGCAUGAGAAUAGACCUAUAUCACGUUUUGAGUACCGUUUAAAAUUUUAUGUUAGCAAGUACACAAAAUUUCUAAAAACGGCGAACUUAAUAGGCAAUAUAAGAUGAAGCGCACUUUACUGGCAAAUAUUGUAAAUAUUCCCAUCUUGUAAACUCAGAAUUCAAGCUGUUUAAACAAGAUAAUAUUUCGACGUUCAUUUCAAAGUCAUUCGGUCAAACUUGAAACUUGACAAUGACUUUGAAAAAUAUCAUUGAAAGUCGAAAAAUUACCUUGAAUUUUGUUGUCUUAUUUAUAAAAUAGCCCGAAUCUUGAGUUUACAAGAUGUUAAUACUCGAAAUAAUAUUCGAAGUGCAUUUCAUUAUAUCUUAGGCCAGGCUUAAUAUACUUCGCAAAAUUGUCUGAGCACCAGAAGGCAGAACCACAGUUUUCAGCCCAGAAUUUUGUUGUACUUUGACUAGCUCUGCGGUGCAUUUCCGCGGUAUUUAUAACCGAGUUCUCGAAUAUGGCCUCAAAAAGCGUGAUUAAAUUAAGGUCUAUUGAUUGCCGCCUUGAAUAAAAUAAGCUUGCCAGUACUACAAUACGCUACUGCCAAAAGACCAUUUUAAAACAAUGAAUAAAAAUAAACUCAAACGUUAUUGGUAACAGCACCCCAGAAUUUUUGUACUUAUGCAAAGUAUAAUUUCAAAAGACAGUGGAGAUGGUUUGAAUUAUAAAUACAUGUAGGUUAUGAAUUCAGCUUUCAAAAAAAACAGAACCAAGAGCAGUAGAGGAACCCUAAGAGCUGCAUUGUUUUAUCUAGACUAAUUUAUCUAAAAGUAUUCUCCUCAUUUAGAAAAAAGAAAGAAUAGUCAGAAUCAAUUGCAAUGGCAACGAAGGCAAAGGUACAAAAUAUUAA